CUGGUGGUGACUGGGACAGGCUGCUGAAGGCAAACGUAGUCUGAUGAGGAUACGUGCAGGCUGGUGAGGAUACGUGCAGGCUGGUGAUGACACGAACAGGCUGGUGGUGGAGACCAGAACACGCUGGUGUCAACAAACCAGAAGAUGUUAUAGUAAUCAAGUCCAGUAGUUCGCUGUUCGUGAGCAGAACUUUGCAAUCAUUUUGGCUCCAUAACCUUGGCAUCUCAAAAUGGAGGAUAUGGACACAGAUGAGUCCCCUAAAGUCAGGAAGCGACGCAUCUUUAGACAGCUGUGCAAGGUGAUGCAGGCCAGCUUAGGCACCAUCAUGAUUGGCACAUUGUUCACCUUCCCAUCCGUCAUGACUGCUGAUCUUCAGGAAAGUGACACCACUAUAUAUGGCACCCACAUCUCCCUGCAAGGCCACGAUGAUAUGAUUGGAAGCCUGGUGAUGCUGGGAUCGCUGCCUGGUGCAUGGGUCACAGCAUCCGUCGCACUGAGAUGGAGACGACGGAAGUCGAUGAUUGUUCUCGGAGUGUUGGCCAUCCUGGGAUGGCUGGGAGUGGCUCUCCUGCCCUCUGUCAUUGGAAUCCUGAUAUCCAGGUGUGUGUCAGGUGUGGCCAUGGGUGGCCUGGCGGUCGUGCUGAGUGCCUACACUGCUGAACUGGCUGAUGAUCAAGUCAGGGGCACUAUGUCGAUGGUCCUUAACCUUGGCAUUAUGAAAGGUCAGUUGCUGACGGUGUGCAUUGGGUACGGAGCCCGAUACUUCGUUGUGGCUCUCGUUCUUGCAAUUAUUCCCACACUUUUUCUCGUUGCGCUCAUCUGGCUUCCUGAGAGUCCUGCUCUCCUCGUCCUUAAAGGUGAGGACGAGAAAGCAGCAAAUAUCCUGCUGAAACUCCGGGGUAAGCACGCCGACCUUCAGGCCGAGAUGCAGACUUACAAAGACAUGAAUCACGCCAAGGAGGAAGGCCCAAAGUGGCGAGGACUGAUCCAGAAAGAGGUCUUCAGGUCUUUGGCUAUAAUCUGCUCCUUGAUGGUCAUUAAUACUUUCUCAGGCUACAUGGUUCUAAAUGCCAACGCGUCGAGGAUUUUCGAGGGAGCAGGAUCGACAGUGAACAGUGAACUGUGCACCAUCCUCAUUAUGGUCGUUCAGUUUUUUGCAGGCAUGGCUGGCUCACUUCUCAUGGACAGGAUCGGCCGCAAGAAUAUCCUGUAUAUGGGAUUCUUUCUGAUGAGCACCGGUCUAGUGGCGUUGUCAAUAUUCGUUGGCGUCACCCAGAGACACCCUGGCAGGAGCUAUAAGGAAGACAUGUCCCUGUUGAUGGAGUCAGUGACCGCCCCUGCACCGGUGGUGAUACCCGGAGGGUGGCUGCCCUUGGUUUGUAUGAUGGUGGCCCAAUCUGGGGUCGCCCUCGGCGUUAACUUAAUGCCUUUUAUACUCGCCCAAGAGUACUUCCCUACUGUCAUACGUUCCCAGGCGAGCAGUAUCUGCUACACGGUAUGGACCCUCGGGAACUUUGCGGUGCUGCAGCUGUACACGCCCAUGCUCAACACUCUCGACCAGUCGGGUCUCUACGGCCUAUACGCCUCCGUCAGCGCCCUGGGCAUCGUCUUCACGGCCCUCUUCGUCAGGGAGACCAUGGGGGAGAAGGUCGGAUAAAACCACCAAGAACAUCCAGCUAAAACUUCACAUUAAUUAUCAAUGUGUCUCACACCAUCAUUCUUUACUACGUAAUAUUGAUGUGUAUAUUUUUGUACAGUUCAUUCUCAGGUCAGUGUGUUUUGUAUACUUUUUAAUAUUAAAGUGUUUGUUCGUA
Procambarus clarkii (red swamp crayfish) is the source of this 1814-nucleotide messenger RNA. RefSeq names its product facilitated trehalose transporter Tret1. Gene Ontology annotation, molecular function: transmembrane transporter activity. Gene Ontology annotation, cellular component: membrane. The record is from RefSeq and is a predicted model, not a curated record. Gene Ontology annotation, biological process: transmembrane transport. NCBI's taxonomy places the organism in Eukaryota, Metazoa, Arthropoda, Malacostraca, Decapoda, Cambaridae.